UUUUCCAUGCUUUUUCACCUAGGCUUGCAGUUCAGACUUUGGAGUGGUGUUGCGUUCCUUUAUAAAUCUCGGUGCCUGCCCUGCUUUUCUUUCUUAGAUCGCUCCUGUCUACAUCUACCCCCGGUCCGUUUCCUAAGGCUAUACCAUUAACCUAUCAAUCUUUGUCUUCCACUCCAAGCUAAUGAACGACAAAGAUAUCGUAAAUGGUGUGCAUCGCAUUAAUCGAGAUGACGAUUUUGACCCUGCUAAUCCCCCUCCUUUCAAGAUUGGUGAGAUCCGAGCUGCCAUUCCUAAGCAUUGCUGGGUUAAGAAUCCAUGGAGGUCUCUCAGCUAUGUUUUCAGGGACGUUGUUGUCAUUUUGGCUCUUGCCGCAACUGCACUCUACUUCAAUUCUUGGGCUGUAUGGCCGCUCUACUGGGCUGCUCAGGGGACAAUGUUCUGGGCUAUCUUUGUUCUUGGCCAUGACUGUGGCCAUGGAAGCUUUUCUGAUAUUCCGUUGCUAAAUAAUGUGGUGGGCCAUCUCUUGCAUUCCUCAAUUCUUGUACCUUACCAUGGAUGGAGAAUCAGCCACAGGACUCACCAUCAGAAUCAUGGCAAUGUGGAGAAGGAUGAAUCUUGGGUUCCGUUGCCUGAGAAGAUCUAUAAGAAUUUAGAUUUAAGUACUCGGAUUAUGAGAUACACUGUGCCUCUCCCCAUGUUAGCAUACCCUAUAUAUCUGUGGACAGGAAGUCCAGGCAAAGAAGGUUCACACUUUAAUCCCUCCAAUAAUUUGUUUGCCCCUGGAGAGAGGAAAGCGGUGUUAACUUCAACCGUGUGUUGGACAAUAAUGGUUAUCAUUCUACUUUAUUCAAGCUUUAUUUUUGGCCUUUUCCAAGUGCUUAAGCUAUACGGGGUUCCAUAUUUGAUUUUUGUCAUGUGGCUGGACUUUGUUACAUACCUUCAUCACCAUGGAUAUGAGCAGAAACUUCCAUGGUACCGUGGCAAGGAAUGGAGUUAUUUGCGUGGAGGGCUUACAACUGUUGAUCGUGAUUAUGGAUGGAUCAACAAUAUCCACCACGAUAUUGGCACACAUGUUAUACAUCAUCUCUUUCCUCAAAUCCCACACUAUCAUUUAGUAGAAGCGACAAAGGCAGCUAAGCCAGUGCUUGGGAAGUACUAUCGAGAACCUAAGAGAUCUGGGCCAUUCCCAUUUCACUUGCUCAGAAAUCUAGUAAACAGCUUGAGAGAAGAUCACUAUGUGAGUGACGUUGGAGAGGUUGUCUACUAUCAGACUGAUCCUAAUUUGUACAAAUCUACUAAAAGCAAGUUAAACUGAUUCUUUGUUUUAGAGCAUAGCCAGAACAAGGAGAAUACAGUUCGCCCAAGCCAUAACUAUCAGACACUUCAAUGAAAUUAGGCCUAAACAAUGGUCUUGUCAUUGGAAGAUUUGAUCUUACGACUUCUUUUUGUUUUUUUCUUUUUUUUUUUAGAGGUUGGUUCAGACUUAUGAUUUGUUUUAUUUCCUAAACAACUGGCUCCUCUUCUCUAAGGAGAAAAUAGAUGCCCUCAUAGGAUGCUUUUAGGAUGUUUUGGAGGAAUUUACAAAGCUAUGAAGUUUGGUAAUAAUGUAUGGUUAUUUAUUAAAAGAUGCCCUCAGUCUUUUUCCUGCCAAAAUUGGCAUUAUGCA
Molecule: messenger RNA, 1666 nt
Organism: Hevea brasiliensis (rubber tree)
Lineage: Eukaryota; Viridiplantae; Streptophyta; Magnoliopsida; Malpighiales; Euphorbiaceae
Product: acyl-lipid omega-3 desaturase (cytochrome b5), endoplasmic reticulum
Exons: 8
Coding region: 182-1315 (377 amino acids)
Biological process (GO): lipid metabolic process
Molecular function (GO): oxidoreductase activity, acting on paired donors, with oxidation of a pair of donors resulting in the reduction of molecular oxygen to two molecules of water
Source: RefSeq, a predicted model, not a curated record